AUGAGACUUGAUGCAGAAGACAAUCGGGCGCCAGAUGAUGAUGCAGUCGGAAUUGAUGAUGUGAUUUCAAACGAAGCAGUUGCUGAUGAAACUACGAAUGCAGACACAAUAGAUGAACCUGUAGAAGAUGAUGAUCAAGGCAAUAAUGAACCGAUUGAUGAUGAAAACGAAAAUAAUUUACAAGGUGAUACUCAAGACGCCAACGAACAAAUGGAUGGAGUUGAUGCACAAGGUGAUGAUCCAGAUGAAAAUAGCCCUAUUGAUGAAGAAGAAAAAGAACAUGUGGGACAAAAUGACGAGCCAGGUGAAGGUGAAGAAUCACUUAACAAGAUACAAGAUAAUGAUGUACAACCUGGGGAACAGGCUGACACGUUGAAAAAUUUAGAUCAGAUAUCAGCUUUCAAAUUAAACAAGGUUGAAAUAGAAAAGUUUAAAAUAUGGCCGGAAGCUAAAGUGCUGUACUUCAUCGACGAGUUUUCUUAUGACAAAGGUCUUCGAGACAAAAUCCGCAGCUAUCUGGACUACACGCAACGUCGUACAUAUAUACAUUUCCACGAGCUCACUGAGCCGCCGAAGGACGAAAAUGAAAGAUGGGUAUUUUUCGUCAAUCGAAGAGGACAAUUAGACUGCAAGGACUAUUCCACUAAAUCCUUUACAAAUAGUGGCGUCCAGAAAGUGACAGUUGGCUACGAUUGCCUCAGACACGAGGGACCGAUGGCGGCAAUAGUUCUGGCGUUGUUGGGCGUGCCGCCUCAACACAACUCGCCUGAUCGUGACAAGUUCAUUACUGUUGCCACGGAACAUAUUCUGCCAGAAAAGUCGGGUUUGUUCAAGUUGUUAACAAAUGACGAGUGGCUAUUCCAUGAUUUUCCUUAUGACUAUAAUAGUGCAGGCCACUAUCCUGCACAUAAAUACACUGCAAAUGGAGACAGAACUAUAGAUAUUAGGAGUGAUAAAUAUAGGAGAGAUUUCCCACAUUUUGACAAUAUUAUUAACACUGAAGAACCAAAAGAUUACAGCCCAGGUGAUAUAAAGAAAAUAGCAUCGCUUUAUAAUAACAUUAUAUUCGAAACUAUAAAGGCCCUCAAACUUGAAGACUGCAAAGCUUUAUAUCGCCCAAGGCCCGGAUUUGAAAAUACCAGACUGGCACAGCUAAAAGACGUACCUAAAAGACCAAAACCAAAACAGUAUCUCUUUGCGGUUAAAAAGUUAUACGCAUAUAAGGACUAUUAUGGUGAAACCCUUAGUUCACUAGAAAGUUAACAAGUGAAUUGGAAGAACUAUUGUAUUUAAAAAGAAACCAAAGUAAUAAACUCGAAAAACUAACACCAUUAAAAUGUUAUAACUUAUAACGUUUUGAGAUUUUAAAUAAGUACAUACCAAAUUUUGAAGAUGAUAAAACUAUAAUAUGACUGACUUCUGAAAAUAUAUU
Cydia fagiglandana is the source of this 1432-nucleotide messenger RNA. RefSeq lists its product as uncharacterized. Bases 1 to 1263 code for a protein of 420 amino acids. Gene Ontology annotation, biological process: proteolysis. The transcript has 8 exons. The record is from RefSeq and is a predicted model, not a curated record. Gene Ontology annotation, molecular function: zinc ion binding; metalloendopeptidase activity. NCBI's taxonomy places the organism in Eukaryota, Metazoa, Arthropoda, Insecta, Lepidoptera, Tortricidae.